This is a messenger RNA of Populus nigra (black poplar), 2842 nucleotides long. RefSeq names its product protein ALTERED SEED GERMINATION 2. Bases 226 to 2502 code for a protein of 758 amino acids. Gene Ontology annotation, biological process: negative regulation of fatty acid biosynthetic process. Lineage: Eukaryota; Viridiplantae; Streptophyta; Magnoliopsida; Malpighiales; Salicaceae. Gene Ontology annotation, cellular component: Cul4-RING E3 ubiquitin ligase complex; cytoplasm. Gene Ontology annotation, molecular function: protein binding. The record is from RefSeq and is a predicted model, not a curated record. The transcript is spliced from 20 exons.
CAUCCCAAAAUCAGAGCUGCUUAAAAUUCCCAUACGGUUAGCCUCCCUCCAUUAGAGAAGAAGUGUAGAAAAUAUUAUGAAAGUGUUUCUUUCUCCUCUUUUUUGCGACACCGCACCAUACCUCAUGCGCGUAACGAUUAAACCGGCUCUGCACAAACAACAACAGCAGUAGCUGUGAUCAAUUAUCGGUUUUCGAUUUCGAUCGAGUUAGGGUUUCUGCCUCAAAUGGAUAAUUACGGUUUUCACGAUGGUAAUAUCUGUAAUAUGUUGGAGAGCAGACAUCGCCCUGAUGUUAAUCACAGUUUACAGAUGCAUUCCUCACUGAUUCGGAGACUCUCCCAAGAAAGAGAAUUGGAGGGGCAUCAGGGUUGUGUCAAUUCGAUAGCCUGGAAUUCUAAAGGUUCGCUCUUGAUUUCUGGAUCAGAUGACACACGGAUGAAUAUUUGGAACUAUGCUGGUCGAAAGCUUUUGCAUUCUAUAGAUACUGGGCAUUCUGCAAAUAUAUUCUGCACUAAAUUUGUUCCUGAAACAUCUGAUGAGCUUGUGGUUGCUGGAGCUGGAGAUGCAGAAGUUCGCUUGUUUAAUUUGUCUCGCUUGAGUGGAAGGAGUCCUGAUGAUAAUUCUAUUGCUCCAUCAGCACUGUAUCAGUGUCAUACAAGAAGAGUGAAAAAAUUAGCUGUUGAAGUUGGGAACCCCAACGUGGUCUGGAGUGCAAGUGAAGACGGAACACUUAGACAGCAUGAUUUUCGGGAGGGUGCUUCAUGCCCUCCAGCAGGAUCUUCCCAUGAAUGUCGCAAUAUUCUGCUUGACUUGCGGUCUGGAGCAAAGAGGUCAUUAGCAGAUCCACCUAAGCAAACCCUUGCUCUGAGAUCUUGUGAUAUCAGUACCAGUCGGCCUCAUUUGCUCCUGGUUGGUGGGAGUGAUGCCUUUGCUCGAUUAUAUGAUAGACGGAUGCUGCCUCCACUGACUUCCUGUAGGAAAAGGAUGUCCCCGCCACCUUGUGUUAACUAUUUCUGCCCAAUGCACCUUUCUGAGCGUGGACGUUCAAGCUUGCACCUUACUCAUGUUACAUUUAGUCCAAAUGGGGAUGAGGUUCUCCUAAGUUAUAGCGGAGAGCAUGUAUACCUAAUGAAUGUCAAUCACAGUGGGGGCACUGCUGUGCGAUAUACUAUUGGAGAUACUUCAAAAUUGAUGACCUUCGCCCCUACACUCAAUGGGCUAGAGCUGCAACCGCUACCAUCUUGUGUAUUCAAACGUCAGAGUCAUUCCAAAACCAAUGGUUCUUCCAUGCUUGAGAAGUGUAGAAAGCUGGUUCAAAUUGCUGAAAAAUCCUUAGAGGAAGGGACAUGUUAUUUCUAUGGAAUUGAAGCCUGCAAUGAAGUUUUGGAUGGCCAUGGUCGUGUUAUUGGCCCAACGCUUAGGCAUGAAUGUCUCUGCAUUCGUGCAGCCUUGUUGCUUAAGAGGAAAUGGAAAAACGAUGUUCACAUGGCCAUAAGAGAUUGUUUUAAUGCCCGCAGAAUUGACAGUUCGUCCUUCAGAGCCCUCUAUUAUAUGUCUGAAGCUUUGUCACGGCUGGGAAAACAUAAGGAAGCUCUAGAAUUCUCCAUUGCUGCCCAAUGUUCAGCACCAGGAAAUACUGAAGUAGCAGUAUUGAUGGAGGAUAUAAGAAAGAAUCUUGCUACAGCUGAAGCUGGAAAAAGUAGUAAGGACAAUGACGGGGCAACAAGGUCUGAAACCCGAAAUGGACGAGCAUUGUCAUUGAGUGAUAUACUCUAUCACUCAGAGGCAAAUAGUGAAGCUUCACAUGAUGGUCCAGGGUCUGAUAGAGAAGAUUCUGACUAUGAUGAGGAGCUGGAGUUGGACUUCGAAACAUCAGUAUCAGGUGAUGAAGGGCGUGAUGUUGAACCAAACAUUCUUCAUGGAAGUUUGAAUCUCAGGAUACAUAGGAGAGGUGAUUCAGCUAGAGAUUCAAGCUGUACAAAUGGUUCGUGUGGGUCGCCUUCAUCAUCACAAAAUGAUCGAACACCCUAUCAGCCGGAGACUGUCAUUGAUAUGAAGCAGAGAUAUGUCGGCCACUGUAAUGUUGGGACUGAUAUAAAACAGGCUAGUUUUCUUGGGCAAAGAGGUGAUUAUGUGGCCAGUGGAAGUGAUGAUGGUAGAUGGUUUAUUUGGGAAAAGCAAACUGGUAGAUUGAUAAAAAUGCUUCUUGGAGAUGAGGCUGUUGUGAACUGCAUCCAGUGUCACCCAUUUGAUUGUGUUGUGGCAACCAGUGGUAUUGAUAACACCAUAAAGAUUUGGACUCCAAGUGCUUCAGUCCCAUCGAUAGUGGCUGGGGGAGCAGCAGGACCUGAAACUUCUAAUGUGUUAGAAGCCAUGGAAAGCAACCAGCGAAGAUUAUGCCAUAAUCGUGAAGCAAUCCUCCCUUUUGAGCUUCUAGAACGGUUUCGGAUGCAUGAAUUCACUGAAGGAACUUUGCACCCUUUUGAGUGUGCUCAGAGCUAAUCGGGACCUGUUUGCACUUGAGCCUCCAAUUUAUGUGCUGAUGAGUGAUGAUACAAACGGAGUGUUGUUUUUUCGUCGAGCAAGGAGAUAAAGGGAGGCUGCACCAUAAUUGGUGGUAGGAAACUAGUUGGCCAUGUAAAGCCUUUUGUCCCAUAUCUUAAUAAAGUGUCGCCAGUGUUAAAUUAUAUCUAGUGCUGUACUGUUGCUAUAAAGGUAAUUACUUCUUGCUCAUGUAAUUAUUUUAAGAGGUUUCUCUUUAUUGCUGUAUUUAGUGAAAACAAUUCCUGCACAGAUGACAAUAUUUUCCGUAGGUCUGCUUGAAUUAUUUGAUUUUGCUUUA